Molecule: messenger RNA, 501 nt
Organism: Aspergillus welwitschiae
Lineage: Eukaryota; Fungi; Ascomycota; Eurotiomycetes; Eurotiales; Aspergillaceae
Product: peroxiredoxin family protein
Exons: 5
Coding region: 1-501 (166 amino acids)
Biological process (GO): hydrogen peroxide catabolic process; cellular response to oxidative stress; cell redox homeostasis
Cellular component (GO): peroxisome; cytoplasm; mitochondrion
Molecular function (GO): thioredoxin peroxidase activity
Source: RefSeq, a predicted model, not a curated record
AUGGCUCUCAAACCCGGCGAUUCCUUCCCUUCGGAUGUUGUCUUCCAGUACAUUCCCUGGAGCGAAGACAAGGGCGAGAUCACCGCAUGCGGCAUCCCUAUUAACUACAACGCCUCGAAAGAAUGGGCCGAUAAGAAGGUUGUUCUAUUCUCCGUUCCAGGUGCCUUCACCCCCACCUGCUCCAUCAACCAUGUCCCCGGCUACAUCCAGAACCUUCCUCAGCUGAAGGAGAAGGGCGUGCAAGUCGUUGCCGUGAUCGCGUCCAAUGAUCCUUUUGUCAUGAGCGCUUGGGGAAAGGCGAAUAAUGUCAAGGGUGAUGAUAUUCUUUUCCUGACUGACCCCGAUGCGCGCUUCUCCAACACCCUUGGCUGGGCGAGUGGUGGUCGCACCGGGCGGUUUGCCAUCGUCAUUGAUCAUGGCAAGGUGACCUAUGCGCAGAUUGAGACUGAGAAGGGUGCUGUUAAGGUCUCCGGCGCUGAUGCUAUCCUGGCGAAUUUGUGA